ACAGUAUGGCCGGCGACAUUAGCUAGCGCUCGCUCAAUGCUUUUCUCUGUAACGGGAACACACGGAAUACAAGGAACCGAACCGCACCGCAUCGCCUGCACGCUUGCCUGCUCCGCACUUCUUGCCUUCCAUUUCCCUCCUUCCCCUACCCCAAAGGAUCCUUAACAACCCGCCACCCUUUCUGCAACCGCUCGCUGGUAUAUAUUUUAUAUAUGAGCGCGCGCGCCCGCACACACACAUGCAUGUAUUUCAUCUUAUAACUUAAUAUAAGAUUACUGCCCCUUCCAAGAUAAAACCUGCUUGGGACGGGCUCAGACCCCAAGAAGGCGCCGCGGCCCUGCCUAGAAGCAACAGUCCUAUCAGCUGUAGCUGGUGUAGGUGAGGGCGGCGGCGACAGCAGCAGAUUUUGGUCGGUGGGGGGGGGGUGUCGUUUUAAUUUCUGUGGUUGGUUUUGCGGAGUUGUCUCACCAUGAUGGAGGAGAACGGUGCACACUUCUUCGAAGGGACUGAGAAGCUACUGGAGGUGUGGUUCGCCUGGCAACAGCCCUCGCCGCAGGAGCCGCACCAAAGUAAUGGCUCCGGCGACCUCCGCACCAUUCCCAGGUUUGAGUGGGACAAACUUCUGGAGAAUGUGCAUUGUUUGAUCAUAAGUGUGACAAAAACUGACAAGCAGGAAGCUUAUGUACUCAGUGAGAGUAGCAUGUUUGUCUCCAAGAGACGUUUCAUUUUGAAGACAUGUGGUACCACCCUCUUACUGCAGGCACUGGUUCCCCUAUUAGAGCUUGCUAGAGAGUACUGUGGGUUUGACUCAAUUCAGAGCUUCUUCUAUUCACGUAAAAAUUUCAUGAAGCCUUCCCACCAAGAGUACCCACAUAGGAAUUUCCAGGAAGAAGUAGAGUUCCUUAAUGAAAUAUUUCCAAAUGGAGCAGCAUACUGCAUGGGCCGUAUGAAUUCUGACUGCUGGUACUUGUAUACUCUGGAUGUCCCAGAGAGUCGAGUAAUCAAUCAGCCAGAUCAAACAUUGGAAAUUCUGAUGAGCGAGCUUGAUCCAGCAGUUAUGGACCAGUUCUACAUGAAAGAUGGUGUUACUGCAAAUGAUGUCACUCGUGUGAGUGGAAUUCGUGACCUGAUACCAGGUUCUGUCAUUGAUGCUACAAUGUUCAAUCCUUGUGGGUAUUCAAUGAAUGGGAUGAAAACAGAUGGAACUUACUGGACUAUUCACAUCACUCCAGAACCAGAGUUCUCAUAUGUUAGUUUUGAAACAAACAUAAGUCAGACAUCCUACGAUGACCUAAUUAGGAAGGUCAUAGACAUUUUUAAGCCAGGAAAAUUUGUGACAACUCUCUUUGUUAAUCAGAGCUCAAAAUGUCGCACCGUGUUUUCUUCAGCCCAGAAGAUUGAAGGUUUUAAGCGUCUUGAUCGCCAGAUUGCCCAGUUUAAUGACUACAACUUCGUUUUUACCAGUUUUGCCAAGAAUAAGCAGCAAAGUUGAUUAGGAGGAAUGAAGAAGAAAAAACGCAAAAAUAUACCCAAUAGAGAUGGUGGUGGUUGCUUUCUAGUAAAUGAUACAAGGGGCCAUAUUUUUCAUAUCCACCUUGUAGUUGCAGAAAGCCCUAGAUGUAAUCAUAGUAUAAUUUUCAAUUGUAUGCAUUAUUAUAACAGAGUUUUAGAUAUAUUGCAUGAACACUCUCUUCUGUGUUUAGAUAUUCUAUUUCACUUUUGCCGUGAAACUGAAGCGCAUGUAGAAACAUUUUACUGUAUGAGACUCUACAGCAUUUAUAAAAACGAUUCAAAUAGGUUUACAUGCAACAUAGUUUUUCUCCAAGUAUCACCAAAAAUUCCCCACAGACAAGGAUUUCGUCCUCAUUAGAAUUUCCCCUAGAUUUACUUAACUAAAAGACUUAGCUGCUAAUUUUUUUUCAUUUGUAUGCUGUAACAAAUUUUAAAACAAUUAUUGAAUGUGUGGUUUCUAAUUGGCACGUUUUUACAACUGAAUGACAGAUUAAAACUCAUAGUUUAAGAUGUUGAAACUGAUACUGGUAGAACAAAACUGGUUAUUCUUAAUGGGAUAUUUUCACUUUAAAGAUAUCAAACAAUUUUUAUCACAUUGGAUCUGCAUACAAUUCUACAAUGAAUUGAAGUGGCAAUUUGCUGUGGUUAGCACAUUACCUUUUCACCUAUGGGUGAAAAUAUAUUUGUUUUUUGUCAACAUGUUACUUUUGACAGUUGUGUAAUUUUUGGCAAACCCAUUCUUGCUCCAUGUCCUUUGUUUAAAGGCAACCCAUAGCAAUUGGUGGCAGUCAUUGGACAUCUGUUUUAAGUAUAUAAACAAAAAUUUGACAAUUAAGGUCACAGUUGAUUACAGGCUUUUCACAGAGUUCAGUUGCAGUUUUGGCAUCUAGGAACUUAAUCGGUUAGGAGAUUGGUGCGCUUCAUGGUAAUUUUAACAGAGAAAUUUGGUAGAAAACGGUGAUUUCAAAUUACUGCACAAAAUAGCUGCCAUUUCUUACUGUGAAAUAUGCUGGCUCAAAUAUUAACUUUAUACUAAUUCAAACACAGGCCCUUCCACUCUGUAAUGUCCUGUGACAACAAUGCAUGUGAUGUUUAAGCUAAAUUUAGCAAUAUUGUGAAUUCAUCUGUGUUUCUUCCUAAUUAAUAUGCAGUUCUUUUUUACAUGGUGUAGAAGGCAUUGGGUGAUUUCACUGCAGUAAGCAAAUAUGAGGAGCCUAAAUACAGUCAUGUAAAACAUUUAUAUGUAGUACAUUAGUAACAAAAUAGACAUGGAUAUUGCUUCAUGGAUAUUAAACGCAAGUUCCUGAGAGAGCAUGUUCAGUCACCUGAAAUGCUGUGGGAAUAUCAGCUGUUGAGACCAGCAAAUCUUAUAGAUGUGUCAUUCUAAUCCUUGGCUAUGUUUUUGAUUAUGAGUGCUUUCUUCCUUUUGUAUUCAUAAAGGAAACAUUUUUAGUGUUUCUAUGUUACUUGCUUGGAAAUCAAGCAAUUGGAACAUUUUUUUCCUACCAAAAUCAAUAAAUGUUGUUUCUGUGUAGCACCUAGCAGUUUAUGGUGCUUUUGCUUUUUAAGGGCCAAUUUUUCAAAUGUUUUUAUAAAGAGUACUCCAAGUCAAUAGCACUCUUUGACUUGAGAUCUGUUCGACUACAGAUUCCUUGAAGUAAUGCUGGAAAUGCAAAACUUAUACAUAAGCCUUGGAUAGAAAUAAAGCAGUUCAAUGGAUCUUCAUGAAUUAGUAGGCUGAACAAAAUGGGAGGGGGAUAUGUUUGGUGUUUAAAAUUAUCUCUGGUGUUAGACAUGGAACAUUAAAAUGUACAAAGAUAUAUCUGUACCAGAAAUCAUAAUGCUUCAAUAAAAGUUUGCUUUCUAAGCUGUCACAAAUAGUAAAAAUGCUACUACCCUGACUUAGAUAAUUCUGCUUUGUGUUUCUAACAACAAAGCCUUGAUACUAAUUAACAGAUGUUACCUGUAUUUUCUCAAUAGACCCUUUGUGCUACUGAAUGCCAGGGAGAUUCAAGAAGAUUAAAUCUACUGGAAAUGAUAUUCUUGUUAAUCAAACUAGAACUCUGUUUCUAUUCAAUGAUAAAGCAUGAUGAUUAAGAAUGAAAGCUGAUAUUAAAGAUCUUUAAAAGUC
This is a messenger RNA of Thamnophis sirtalis, 3643 nucleotides long. It is a transcript of the gene AMD1, whose product is annotated as adenosylmethionine decarboxylase 1. Gene Ontology annotation, biological process: spermine biosynthetic process; spermidine biosynthetic process. Lineage: Eukaryota; Metazoa; Chordata; Lepidosauria; Squamata; Natricidae. Gene Ontology annotation, cellular component: cytosol. Gene Ontology annotation, molecular function: adenosylmethionine decarboxylase activity. The record is from RefSeq and is a predicted model, not a curated record.